AUGGUCUCUUUACUAAAAUUAAUUUUUUUUACAUUUUUUUGUGCAUUCGUUGCUAAUACGGCAGCAUCCAGGGUUAUUGAAUUAAGCGAUAGAUUCCUAGAUAUUUAUAAGGAUGGACAUUGGAUGGUGAUGAUGUAUGCGCCUUGGUGUGCUCAUUGCAAAAGACUGGAUCCUGUUUGGGCACAUGUGGCUCAACAUCUUUAUGCAACUUCCAUAAAAGUCGGCAGAGUUGAUUGUACAAGAUUUACAAAUGUGGCUCAAAAUUUCAAAAUACGUGGAUUUCCUACUAUUUUAUUUUUGAAAGGUGAUCAAUAUUUUACCUAUAAUGGCGAUAGGACAAAAGAAGAAAUAGUUAAAUUUGCAUUGAGAUUAAGUGGCCCACCCGUUCAAGAAAUAACAAAACGACAAACUCACAAUGAAAGUGAAAUAGAAGCAUUAAAUGAAACGUUAUAUACUUGGGUAAAUGCUGAGCGUUUUCCAACAUUCCCAAAAGUAACACGGGGUAAUCUUCAUCAGUUGUUUAAGACUAAUAAAAAUCUCGUACUAGCGGUAGUGGAAGAAAAUGCUGUUGAAGAUGUUUCACCCGAUAUGUUGGAGUUUAGAGAUAUGGUGGAAUCAGUAAUUAAGAAAAAACGUGAAAAAUAUCACGAUCACUUCCAAUUCGGCUGGGUAGCAAACAGCGAAUUGAUCAACAGUAUUGCUAUGACAGAAAUGCCUCUACCCAGUUUAAUAGUAAUUAAUACAAAAACGAAUCAUCAUCACAUACCUGACGAUGAACCAGGAGAAUUAACAGCUCAAGCUAUUGAGAUGUUUUUGGAACACAUACGCAAUGAUAGUGCACCACGAUACGGAGGAAAUAAUAUAAUAGUGCAAAUAUAUCGAUCUUGGUAUGAAACAAAGUCAACAUUGAUGUCAAUGUGGAAAGGCAAUCCUAUAUUGACGAUGGUAGUGUUCGGACUUCCAGCAUUAUUUUUCUCGUUAAUUUUGUAUGGAAUUUGUUGUCCAGAUAUUUUAGAUGCUGGAGAAGAAGAAGAAGAUGAAGAAGAUGAAGCAGAAAAAAGCCAUAUGAAGAAAGAUUAA
This is a messenger RNA of Cotesia congregata, 1080 nucleotides long. NCBI's taxonomy places the organism in Eukaryota, Metazoa, Arthropoda, Insecta, Hymenoptera, Braconidae. The record is from the annotation of a GenBank genome assembly.